Penicillium expansum is the source of this 2274-nucleotide messenger RNA. RefSeq names its product Lipase, class 3. Lineage: Eukaryota; Fungi; Ascomycota; Eurotiomycetes; Eurotiales; Aspergillaceae. Gene Ontology annotation, cellular component: actin cytoskeleton; Arp2/3 protein complex. The coding region runs from base 1 to 2274 and encodes 757 amino acids. Gene Ontology annotation, biological process: Arp2/3 complex-mediated actin nucleation; lipid metabolic process. The transcript has 6 exons. The record is from RefSeq and is a predicted model, not a curated record. Gene Ontology annotation, molecular function: actin filament binding.
AUGGCCGCUCCUCAGGUUCACCAUCUCUUCCACGCACCAAUUGCAGACCACUCGUUCUCAUCCGACAAGAAGACACUUGCUGUCGCUCGGGAGAACAAUGUGGAGCUGUAUCAACAAUCAGGCAACAAGUUCGCGCUGAGUGAUGAGCUCAAGGGCCACGAGAAGACCGUCACCAGCGUUGAUAUUGCUCCCAACAGUGGCCGAAUCGUCACUUGCUCGCAGGACCGAAAUGCCUACGUUUGGGAGCAAACCCCGACCGGAUGGAAGCCUACCCUGGUACUUCUCCGAAUCAACCGUGCCGCAACCUUUGUGCGCUGGUCUCCAUCGGAGCAGAAGUUCGCCGUCGGCUCCGGCGCUCGAGUGAUUGCAGUCUGCUACUUUGAGGAGGAGAACGACUGGUGGAUCUCGAAGCACAUCAAGAAGCCUAUUCGCAGUACUAUUACAACUCUGGCGUGGCACCCGAAUUCCGUCCUGCUGGCAGCCGGAUCGACCGAUUCUCACGCCCGAGUCUUCUCGAGCUUCAUCAAGGGUAUCGAUACCCGCCCGGAGCCUAGUGCGUGGGGAGAGCGUCUUCCUUUCAACACCAUCUGUGGCGAAUACCUGAACGAUACUGCUGGUUGGAUCCAGGGUGUCGCCUUCUCUCCCAGUGGUAACGCGCUCGCAUUUACUGGACACGAUAGCAGUGUGACUGUUGUGUACCCUAGCGCCCCGGAGCAGCCCCCACGGGCGAUGUUGAAUAUCGCUACCCGUUUGCUGCCGCUCAACAGCCUUAUCUGGAACGGCGAGACCGAGAUUAUCGCAGCUGGACAUGACUGUGAGCCCUUCCGUUUCCGCGGCGAUGAGAAUGGAUGGCAACUUGCCGGCUCUCUGGAGAGUAAGGCCGGAGAAGCCGGGGGUGCCCGCGAGGAGUCUGCUUUGAACAUGUUCCGGCAGAUGGAUCUCAAGGGCCAGGCCCAGGCGGACACCAAGCUCAAGUCUACCCACCAGAACACUGUUCACACCAUCCGGGCUCACGAAGAAGCCAACGGGGUUCGAGCGGUGUCGACGGCCGUGUUGUCAUUUGGACCGCCUGAUUUGAACUACCUUUUUAAUGCUGGCCUUGGUGUAUGCCUCGCCACGGCCCAGAACAAGAAGCAUGUAUCAACCGAUCUAUUCAACUCCCUGGAAGAGUUAUCCCGGCUAGUGGACAUUUCAUACUGCGUCGGAACAACAGGAGUACAACAACCAUUCCAGUGCCUCAGCCGCUGCGACGAGUUCCCAGAUCUAGAACUAGUAACCACCUGGAACACAGGCGUACUCCUCUCCGACUCAUGCGGCUACAUAGCCCUCUCUCACACCCCGUCCGCCAAACAAAUAAUCCUCGCCUUCCGCGGCACCUACUCAAUAACAAACACAAUAAUCGACCUCUCCGCCUAUCCCCAAGCCUACAUCCCCUACCCAGACCCGGAAGAAAACACCACCAGCACCAUCCCAGUCCCCGCAGGUCCACACUGCGAAAACUGCACCAUCCACGCGGGCUUCAUGCGUUCAUGGCUGCACACCAGAACUGAAAUCCUCCCAGCCAUCACCACUCUCCGCCAACAAUACCCAGACUACGCUAUAACGCUAGUAGGCCAUUCCCUUGGCGGCGCUGUCGCGGCACUAGCAGGACUAGAGAUGCGUCUGAAGGGCUGGGAUGCGACGGUGACGACGUUCGGGGAGCCGAUGAUCGGGAACGCGGCGUUCGCCGCAUUCCUCGACGAGCAAUUCGGGCUCGGGGAUGGGAUAUCGAUUCCACCGCUUGAGGGGGGGAUGCGAUUUCGUCGUGUUACGCAUAUCGGUGAUCCGGUUCCUAUGUUGCCGCUUGCUGAGUGGGGGUAUAGUCCUCAUUCCGGGGAGGUUUUUAUUAUGAAGGAGGGACUGCCGCCGCGGAGGGAGGAUGUGGUUUAUUGUGUUGGUUGGGAGGAUCCUGGGUGUAUUGCGGGUAACGGGGUUGAGGGGGUUUUGGUUGAGUUAUAUCGGGAUUUGAAUGUUCCUGUUGGGUUGGCUGGGUAUGAUUCUGGUGGAAAUGGGUGUCGGUUGAGUGGUGAUGAUGGUAGUGCUGUGUCUGAGGAGCAGGCUGUUUUGGGACAUGAGAGUCCAGAUAUUGCUGACUGUGAGGAUAGAUUAUCGCCUCUUCGGUGGGAUUGGUCGCUUAUACCGGCGAGGUAUCGGCUUUGGGAACUGUUUUAUGCUCAUCGGGAUUAUUUUUGGCGGAUUGGGCUUUGUGUUCCUGGGGGAGAUCCAACUGGGUAG